UUCAUGUAUUACUACGGUCAUUUCUUCGGUAUGAUUUUCUUUCGGAUCGAAAAUUGCGGUUCGUGUGUUAAGUUUUGCCGAAAAAGUUUAAUCUAUUCGACCACCUAUCGGAUUGUAUGUCUUAGCGCUCAUUUCAUAACUAUUCCACGUUUUAUUUACGAACUCAAAAGCUUUAAUAUUAACAUUCAUUUCACUCUAAUAUCAAUCUUCCUGUCCGCUAUAAUUUUUUCGUUUACAAUUAUAUUGAUGUGCCUGCAAAUUUUUCAUUACAAAGAACUUAUCAGUUUAAUUAACGAAACAAUAGAGACCUUCAUGGACCUGUCGAAAAUCUCUGGAAAUUCUGCAUUUAUUGGGCAAGAAUUUCCGGUGUUGGUGUCAGUUCGAGUUUUGAGUAAUUUGGCUGCCGUGUUGUUGACAUUCUAUAAUUUUCUUACUCAACCUUAUUACAUAGCACUGUUUAAGGGGAACCCGUCCAUCAUAGUUGCAUACAGUUUGGUUUUUCUGUCAUGGUUCGGAGUCCGUGUUAUCUUGGAUUUCCUCAGCUUUGGUUAUACCAUAGCCGCUGGAUUGUACUCUAACAUCGGCAGUCACAUGGAUCAAUUCGCUCAGCAAAUGAAGGAGGUGAAGAUGGAAAAACUGUCAAAAUUUCGUCGGAUGCAAGUGUUGUGUGUACUUUGUGAUAGAUUGGAUAAAUGUGCCGAAAUUUAUUCAAAAAUCUUCAAACUGAUCAAAGCAUUUCACAGAAUCUUUCGAUUUCACAUAUUGCUGAUGUUAUUUUUCGAAGUUAUUGCAAUUAUUUCGAACAUUCAAUUUAUGUUUGUGACGUUUAUGUCAGGUGGAGAAAUUCUAUGGAUGACUGUGGUCUUAGUUUUCAUGUAUAGCCUGGAUUAUGCGGUUUUCAUAAUUAUGAUCGAUUUGGUGGUCCAGAGAUCAAGAAUUCCCCAACGAAUCAGUUGGGAAUGUUACUUUUCUGACAUCGAUAAUCGUUGGGAUAGAAGUGUAAGUACGUGGACCUUUUUUUGAGUCAACUUAAGUUUGAAACUUUAACAUUUGAUGUUUGUGGCUUGUUUGAAAUUGAUAAAACGUUUUGUUUAACGAUUUGUUCUGUGGUAAUAACGUAUUUGACAAUUAUUAUUCAGUAUAGUAUGCAGAAGGAG
This is a messenger RNA of Eupeodes corollae, 1157 nucleotides long. RefSeq names its product putative gustatory receptor 92a. The record is from RefSeq and is a predicted model, not a curated record. Gene Ontology annotation, biological process: sensory perception of taste. The transcript is spliced from 2 exons. Gene Ontology annotation, cellular component: membrane. Lineage: Eukaryota; Metazoa; Arthropoda; Insecta; Diptera; Syrphidae. Bases 4 to 1023 code for a protein of 339 amino acids.